Molecule: messenger RNA, 429 nt
Organism: Talaromyces atroroseus
Lineage: Eukaryota; Fungi; Ascomycota; Eurotiomycetes; Eurotiales; Trichocomaceae
Exons: 1
Coding region: 1-429 (142 amino acids)
Source: RefSeq, a predicted model, not a curated record
AUGGCCGUUCUAGGCCAGAAUAAGACUUACUAUCUUCAAUCAACAACCGGCGAAUAUCUCAGUUACCUCGUGGUCAGUGAGGGAAUCGAAGCCAGCUACCUAGAAGCAAACAAGAGCGAGGCCUAUCCAGCGUAUAUUGACAGCAGUGGUCAUCUCACAUUGAAGAAAUCUUCCUCAACAUCCACAGUUACGCUAUCGGAUGAGAUUGAUGGACAAGACAACUUAUACGGUGUGCUCCUCAACUUUGGGACAGCCACAACAGGCUUCGCAUUCGCUAGCAACGGUACUCUGACUGUUAGCCAGAGCAAUUUCAAGGGGUUCUUUGCUUGCGAUAAUGGUGACUAUGGGAAGCAACUAUUCUGGUCUGCCAGCGCCAUCAGUGCUCCGGCCAGUUGCGAAGGCGUCACCUUUGCCCGGGUGUCCACCUGA